Messenger RNA from Boeremia exigua, 1527 nucleotides. RefSeq names its product FAD binding domain-containing protein. The transcript is spliced from 2 exons. The coding region runs from base 195 to 1490 and encodes 431 amino acids. Gene Ontology annotation, molecular function: FAD binding; monooxygenase activity. The record is from RefSeq and is a predicted model, not a curated record. Lineage: Eukaryota; Fungi; Ascomycota; Dothideomycetes; Pleosporales; Didymellaceae.
GUGGGGAUGUUAAUGCAACCGAUCGUAAAGUGGAGGACGAGAUUUAAUGGCUAGUUGAUUUUGCGGGCGAUGCGGCUGCCAAUACGCUGCUGGCCCGGUACAAGCUAUCAGCAUGUCUUACUUCCUUCUGGCUCAUUUCAUCGGUCCUUCCCUAAUCGCCCUGAUCGCACUCACAGAUCACAAGACUUCUCGAGAUGUCAUCACCAACGCCAUUCCGGAUCAUCAUCGUGGGCGGCGGUAUCGCAGGGUUGGCAGCUGCCAUCGCUCUGCGGAAAGACAAUCGUCAGAUCACCAUUCUCGAACAGUCUCGCCUCAGUACUGAGAUUGGUGCUACAAUAUCGCUACAGCCCAAUGCCACGAGAAUUAUACAGCAGUCAUGGGGGUUGCGGAACGUUCUCAGCGAUUCACACGGAACCGUCGAUCAUGGCUUCAGGAUCUACAAUACCGAUGGAAAGAUGGUGAACGAGAUACCUCUUCGAAGUAUGACACAGUAUGGAGCAGAUCGCAUCAUGUGGCAUAGACAAGACCUUCACACGUAUUUGAGAAGUAUGGCUGUAAGCACGGAACGGGACGGACAGCCCGCGAUACUACGUACCUCAACGCGAGUAUCGUGCUGCGACUGCAACGGAGGCAAGGUCACACUUGAAGACGGUGAGAUUUUAGAAGGAGAUCUCAUCAUCGGUGCAGAUGGCAUACACAGUGUCCUGCGCACUUCCGUCCUCGGUGAAGAGGUUAAGCCAAAAUCUACAGGCUUCUCAGCAUAUCGACUCAUGCUUCCUACUACGGUCUUAAACGAGUGUGCGCCUCGAUUCGCGGAAAACAUUAAACCAGAAGAACCUUACACGUCUAUGAUUAUGGCGCAUUCUUGCCGGCUCAUCAUGGGCCCUGCUCGCGACGCACUGCUUUAUAGUAUUGUCGGACUGGUACCGGACGAGCAAAUGAACGAAGAUCCUGGCAGCGCUCAGUCGUGGGUCACCGAAGGAAAUCCCGAGAAGAUGCUAGACACCUUUGAAGACUUCCCAAGCUGGACUCAGGAUGCACUUCGAAACGCCGACAGCAUAGGCCUCUGGCAGCUGCGCGACUUAGAUCCACUGAAGACUUGGCACUCUGGACGUACGAUCCUUAUUGGCGAUGCUGCGCACGCAAUGCUGCCCACUCAAGGGCAGGGUGCAAGCCAAACAAUUGAAGAUGCAGAGGCUUUGGGGACACUAUUCGACCAUAUCACUGAUAGGCCCUCCAAGAACGAGGUGUCUACUAUCUUGGAGGACGUUUUCCACAGUCGCUACGAACGUGCAAGCUUGAUCCAGAAGUUCAGUCGUGAGGCUGCAAAGCCCGCAACCGACCAGGGCAGCAACGUCAUCAAGAUGCGUCCAGACGAAUUCAUGGAUUACAAUUGCACGUAUCGGGGUGUAAGAGACUGGGAAGAGAAGCGUUCGGUGGCAGCAGUAACAGCGGGCAUGCAGACACUUGCAGUGGCCUCGGCUUGUUAGACUAGGACAAUCAGGAGGAAAGCCUUCAGAGUUAGCA